This is a messenger RNA of Pteropus alecto (black flying fox), 1458 nucleotides long. RefSeq names its product membrane associated ring-CH-type finger 2 (gene MARCHF2). The record is from RefSeq and is a predicted model, not a curated record. The coding region runs from base 276 to 1040 and encodes 254 amino acids. The transcript is spliced from 6 exons. Lineage: Eukaryota; Metazoa; Chordata; Mammalia; Chiroptera; Pteropodidae. Gene Ontology annotation, biological process: protein ubiquitination. Gene Ontology annotation, molecular function: zinc ion binding; ubiquitin-protein transferase activity.
GCUCCGUCGGCUCGGCGGGCGGUGUCCCGACGCAGGUGCCGGCCGGAGCGGAGAGAGCGGUGCUGACUGGACCGGCCGGGCCGGGACCCGGGGCGAGCAGAGGGUUCUGCGCGGCCUCCCGGCCCGGCCGCAGAUCAGAGCUCCCUGAAACAUGGAAGACAGAUGUGGUUACACAAAUAAGUGAAGAAAUAAGAGCAUUUUGGAGGGAGCACAUUAUAUGAGGGCUUCUGGGACCAUGGGCCUCUGGCCCUGAGGACACGGUGCUCCCUGUGGCCAUGACGACAGGUGACUGCUGUCACCUCCCUGGCUCCCUGUGUGACUGCUCCAGCAGCCCCGCCUUCUCCAAGGUUGUGGAGGCCACAGGUCUCGGGCCACCCCAAUAUGUGGCACAGGUGACUUCAAGGGAUGGCCGGCUCCUUUCAACUGUCAUCCGGUCCUUGGACACGCCAAGUGAUGGUCCUUUCUGCCGAAUCUGCCAUGAGGGAGCGAAUGGAGAAAGCUUGCUGUCUCCGUGUGGCUGCACGGGCACACUGGGCGCCGUGCACAAGAGCUGUCUGGAGAGGUGGCUUUCCUCAUCCAACACCAGUUACUGUGAGCUGUGCCACACGGAGUUUGCAGUGGAGAAGCGGCCCCGGCCCCUCACAGAGGUACACUGGGAGCCUGAGCCUGAGUGGCUGAAGGACCCAGGGCCUAGGACAGAGAAGCGGACGCUGUGCUGUGACAUGGUAUGUUUCCUGUUCAUCACGCCGCUGGCUGCCAUCUCGGGCUGGCUGUGCCUACGCGGAGCCCAGGACCACCUCCGGCUCCAUAGCCGGCUCGAGGCCGUGGGGCUCAUCGCCCUCACCAUCGCCCUCUUUACCAUCUAUGUUCUCUGGACGCUGGUCUCCUUCCGCUAUCAUUGCCAGCUAUACACUGAGUGGAGAAGGACCAACCAGAAAGUGCGCCUGAAGAUCCGGGAUGCAGAUGGCUCUGAGGCCACCCAACACUCCCUGCUGGCAGCUGGAAUCCUGAAGAAGGUGGCAGAGGAGACACCUGUGUGAAGGCUGGGCUGGCAGGGCCAGAGGCAGCUGGUGAUGCCCUGGCAUUUGGAAGGACGGAAACUGCCUGACCCUUCCUGCACGGCCAGAAUGCUUCUUAGGCCAAGAGAUGCCAAGUGGAGCUGAUUCUGUGAUCCCAUGUGAAGAUAUUUUCAGAUUGUUCUGCACACUUUUUAUAUGUGAGGAGGACAGAUGGAUGUCGUCCUGAGCUUCAGAUGGAGCAGGCACCUAGAUCUCAUUCUGAGGUCCACUCGGCCCCUUGCGGGCCAGCAGCUGUGGCCAUAGGCGAGUCGAGGGCGCUUGUGGGGCAAGAGGUUCUGCAAGCUUCUUGUGCUUCUCUGCACCUGGCAGGCUCACUUUCCUGGCACCGCAUUUCAAAAACCCACCUCAAAUGAAUAAAAGGAGACCUUGCUGGAUGAAA